CCCUCAGAGGCGCUCGGCGGGCGCGGGGGGCGAUGGCGGCGGCGCCGCCUUGGGGGUCCGGGUGCGUCCGGCCCCUGCCCGCCCGCGGCUGGUACCUGUCCGCCCGCGAGCGGCGGGAGGAGGACGACGAGGAGCAGGAGGAGGACCGGGAGACCGCCCCGCUGCUGCCGCCGCCGCCGGGCAGCGUGCGUAGUUCUUCAAGUCAUGGUUCUUCCUUUGCUUUCUCAGUGUUUAACUUAAUGAAUGCAAUCAUGGGCAGUGGGAUACUUGGCUUAUCCUAUGCCAUGGCCAACACAGGGAUCAUGGGGUUUAGUAUCUUGCUGCUGCUUGUUGCCAGCCUUGCUUCUUACUCUGUGUUUCUCCUGCUCAGUAUGUGCACUCAGACUGCUGUCACUUCUUAUGAAGACCUUGGCCUUUUUGCAUUUGGAUCAACUGGAAGGGUCCUUGUUGCAACUACAAUAAUUAUCCAGAAUAUUGGAGCCAUGUCAUCUUAUCUGUUAAUUGUCAAGUCUGAACUUCCUGGGGCUGUUGCUGGGCUUUUGAGUGGAGCUGAGAGCGGGUCUUGGUACCUCGAUGGGAGACUGCUGCUGCUGCUUACUUCAGUCUGCAUUGUUUUUCCUCUUGCCCUUCUUCCUAAAAUUGGCUUUCUUGGCUACACAAGUAGUUUAUCAUUUUUCUUUACGGUGUACUUUACUCUUGUGGUUGUGAUUAAAAAAUGGUCGAUUCCUUGUCCUCUACCUCUGAGUAGUGCCAUAGAGACUUUACAGGUUUCAAAUUCUACUGGGGAUUGUAAAGCAAAGCUCUUUCAUCUUUCAAAAGAGAGUGCUUAUACAAUACCAACUAUGGCCUUCUCUUUUCUGUGCCAUACCUCAGUCUUGCCAAUCUAUUGUGAGCUCCAAAGUCCAUCCAAAAGGAGAAUGCAGAAUGUAACUGUCACAGGAAUUGGGCUGAGUUUCCUAAUUUACUUCAUAUCUGCUCUCUUUGGGUACCUGACAUUUUAUGACAAAGUGGACUCUGAGCUGCUGCAAGGUUACUCCAGGUACCUGCCCCACGAUACCAUCAUCAUGACUGUGAGAGCAGCCAUUCUGUUUGCUGUGCUCCUGACAGUCCCUCUGAUCCAUUUCCCAGCAAGGAAAGCUGUGUUGAUGGUAUUUUUCUCUCAUCUUCCUGGGUCGUGGAUUUGCCAUAUCCUUGUCACCUUAACACUGAAUGCAGUUGUUGUUCUGUUUGCAAUGUAUGUGCCAGACAUAAAAAAUGUAUUUGGAGUAGUUGGUUCAACCACAUCAACAUGUUUGCUUUUUGUAUAUCCUGGACUAUUUUAUCUUAAACUUAACAGAGAGGACUUUAUAUCACCACAGAAACUUGGGGCAUGUGCCUUGGUUGUUUUUGGCAUUUGUGUUGGCCUUCUCAGUUUGGUUCUAAUAAUUUUCAAUUGGGUUGAUCAGUAAGAGCUAUUGACACUCAGUUCAGAACUGAGCUCCAGGAGGACAGCAAGGAGCAGAGAGGUGCCAACACUGCUGCAGUGAGUGCUGCACAUCCCAAAGGAACACUGACCAAAGCUGCCAAGGAAGAAGUAAUGUUCCUUUCACCUCCAUUACUGAUGGUCCUUCUUUAAUCUUCAGUCACUCUUCAGUUACUGGACAAUUAAUCUUUGCCAUUCUAAAAUAUGAGUUUUUGAUGAUUUAAUAAGGACAGGUAAAAAGGCCUUGAGAAUUUCUGCAAUGCAAAAAUGGUUUAGGGCACAUGAUGAACAAAAGACAAACUUGAAAUAACUUGUCCUUUCAAAACAACAAGGUGAACAGACAUUA
Molecule: messenger RNA, 1808 nt
Organism: Camarhynchus parvulus
Lineage: Eukaryota; Metazoa; Chordata; Aves; Passeriformes; Thraupidae
Gene: SLC38A6
Product: solute carrier family 38 member 6
Exons: 16
Coding region: 33-1448 (471 amino acids)
Biological process (GO): amino acid transmembrane transport; L-glutamine transport
Molecular function (GO): L-glutamine transmembrane transporter activity
Source: RefSeq, a predicted model, not a curated record